UGCCGGAGCUGAUGUUGCUCCAGGCUAGAGGGAAGAUUAAUGGGCAACGUCUGGUGGCGGUGAGAUGACGAAUGUUUUGGAAAAGGGAGCUACGGGAGAGCUGCCUCACUCUCUCUCUCUCUCCCUUCCCGAAAGGAACUCGUGUGCAUUUGCGUGAAAUAAUUAAUAUAAAUUAUUGUGAUUUCGCCUACCACUUUCAAGGCCUUUUUGCUCAUUUCGUGACGGGGAAUGCUUAAUGGUUGACCACGUUAUAACAGUACUUUCUGUAUAGCUUUUUUUGUAGAGUCCUUUCGGGAAAUGUUUCCAGGUCGGUUUGACCAGUUGUCUUCAAGUGUGCCUGUUUCUUGCACGCACUAACGCUUCUUACGCUCGCGCCAAGAACCUCGCACUCUUGGCGCAUCUGAAUGAUUACUUCAUCGAUGUUAAAGUGUCCACUACCGUACGCAGCACAUCGCUACUGCUACUUAUCAUCGAGCCUGCCCAACAGACCUGUCAAAACAUGGCCGAGAUGAGGGAAAACCGGUUCACUACCGGUCCAAUCCGUGUGAGCUGAUCCGAGCCGCCUCAGACCAUCCACCAGCAUCCCAUAUGUAUGGAGCGCACAUCGCAGAAGGGGCUCAUUACGUAGGACUGUCACUGGCGUUCGCUGACGAACGCGCGAAGAUAAUCGUAAUCGUAAUCGAUUAGCAGCACUUUAGUCGAUAAGGAAAUCUGAAUGCUUCAAUCGAUCGCUUUAAUUGCUGCAGUGUGUGUCAUAAGCGAGUCCGAUUGGUGCCUCGUAUCAGUCAGCUGUUUGACAGUAUCGGACACUGUUGAUCGCAGUGCAAUGUGCUACAUACGAGCGAUAAUGUUUGAAGUCGCUGAUACAUGUGUCUGUGAUGUUCGAUAGAAUUAUAGAGGAUUGCUUGUGGGAGUUAUGCUUAAUCCUAGAGCUAGAGAUUUAAAAUAUGUCACACGAUAUAAUAAAAAUUAAGGAACAUCUUAAAGAAAUAUUAAACAUCCUGACUUAGACCACUGGAAGUUCAUGUGCCGAAGAAGUAGUAUACACCCCCCUUAGCUAACAAAGAUCGCUCUCAGCAUAAUCUCCAAUCAAUAAGAGCUGAUUCAUGGCGCGUACCUACCACAAACCAAACUCUGCAUUUCCUGACGCGCUUCAAGUCUGUGAGGGGUUCCAAGUUCACGCUUGCCCCCCUUAGGGCCGGCUUAUCGCACUUCCAGUCGACUCCGUUUGCCAAACAACCAUCCGUACACGCCGCUGGGAACGAACCAAUUCCGCGUACAACUCGAUUACAACAUCAUUCUUGCGCUCGUCACCGGUCACGGUUUCAUCGUUGGUGAUCCACCCAAAAACAAACGGCGCAACGAACCACGUCACGACCUGUAACAACCGCCGGUGGGAUCUACUAAGAAUAGCCUACGAUUUGCUGGAACACGAGAACUUCCCCGGCGAAACUAGACACCACGGAACACGGAAGGAACGAACGGUAGUGCUCGAAUAACGUGAAACAAUAAACAACCGACCGGGUUUUGGGUGUGGACGGAAGCCCGUUCCGAUCGUCCAAUUCCCAUGAUCGGUUGCUGGUGAUCUAGUUGGUGGUUUCGUUGCUGUCUGUUUUCUUGAAAAGUGCUUGAGCGUCGUUAAGCGUAUUGAGCAAGCAGUACUGAGUGCGCUUCAAACCCUUCUGAGCCUGAGAAAUAAUCAAAAUGUGUUGUGUAUUUGUGUGUCUGUCGCUUCCACGAGACUCAAUCAUGCUCGUGUACAGGUUAGUGAGCAUCGUAGGGCUGUGCCUGGUGGACCGAGUCGCUGCAAGCAACGAUUGCAACACUGCACAAACCACCCGUCCAUCAUCGGUCACGAACGAAUCAAUAACGACCGUUGACAAACUGCACUACCAGCUCAACGCUACUGGAGCGAUCCUGAACGAUUCCCGUAAACCGUUGCCGACCCUUACCAACGGUCAUCUAGGAUUCACCGUGUUUGAGGACGCGGUGUACAUGGCCGGACUGUACAAUGGUGCCGGUGGUCUAAGCCACCGGGCACGCAUCCCGAACCUCGCCAACAUACAGCCGGACAACGGUUGCUACGCAGGAACGGACCACACCUGCAUCGUAACGCUCGAUCUUUGGAGUGGACUGUUUCGCGUAAGCUAUACGGAUUCGGAGCAAUCCUACCGGAUGACGCACUUGCUCUAUCCGCACGCUUUAUACCGGCGCUUGAUCGUUAAUCAGUUCCGGUUCGAGCGACUGAAACCGACCGUUGGCGACAUCAGCUUACCGCUUCGACCGGGCACAGCUUUCACCAGCGAGGACAUUCAUUUUCAACCCAUUACUACUACGCUUGCCCGGGUGGGUCGUGUGCACUCGAGCUGUCCGGGCUCUGCUGCCGACGGCACGGCUCCCAUUUAUCGUAGCUGUGGCACAACGCUCGAGGUAGAGAAUUCCACCUAUCAGAGCGAGGGCAGAUCGGUGUGUGUGCUGUGGAAUCACAUCCCAGAACGGUUGAUACUGGGCGAGAAUGAGCAGACGGUGCAAUACCGCUUCUUGGUGGCCGUUGGUGAAAAUAUAGCCGUGGCGGAAAAGGAGCUAACCACAGCUCUGGCCCAAACGGACGAAGCGUUACUGCUGGCGCAUACAUCACUGUGGCAUACGUUCUGGCACCGUUUCGACAUCCUAAUGACCGGAAACGAACCGUUACGAGCGGUCGUCCGGUCCAGCGUCUUCUAUCUGGUCAGCAAUCUACCGUUCGAGGCAAGCUUCACCCGAUCGCCCGGCCCGUUCUGGGGUCUCAGUCCAACCGGGCUCGGGCGCGGUGGCACCAACCUGGACGACUACGAGGGCCACUCGUUUUGGGAUACGGAAGUUUGGAUGUUUCCCGUGCUGAAUCUGAUCGAUCCGUGGUACGCGCGGCUGCUGAUAUCGUACCGCACGAAGAUGAUGCCCACCGCGAAACGGCUCGCUGCCGAGUCUGGUUACCAGGGUGUUCGAUUUCCCUGGGAGAGUGCAUUUACAGGCGUGGAGGUAACGCAACCCUGCUGUCCAGCGGUGGCAAAGUACGAGCAUCAUAUAACGGGGGAUGUAAGCUUCGCGCUCAGACAGUACCUUGCCACCACACACGAUCUUGACUGGCUGCGAGGGCAGGGUGGAUGCGAAAUGGUACAGUUAAUAGCGGAGUUCUGGAGCAGUCGCGUUCGGUUCAACUAUACCGGUACGGAGAACUACGACAUACCGGCGGCAAUGGGACCGGAUGAGGAUCAUGAAAAUGUAACCAACAACGCGUACACGAACGUGAUCGCCGGCUAUGCUUUGUAUUUUGGCGAUUUCGUCAGUUGUAUCUGUGGCGAUGAUGUCACCGCAAAGCAUUGGAGCAGAAUCGCCAAACAGAUCAAGCUCCUUUACGAUCCUGUUGGUGAUUUUCACAUCCAGUACGAAGGCUACCUGGCGUCCACCAAAAUUAAGCAAGCAGAUGCAGUGCUGCUUGGCUAUCCGCUGCAAUACCCCGAAAUGCGCCCCGGCACGCUGCGGAAUGAUCUGCUCGUCUACGAACCGGUAACACGCGCCACCGGACCCGCUAUGUCCUGGUCAAUGUAUGCCAUCAACCAUCUCGACGUAGGAAGCUACCGAGAGGCGGCCGAAAAUUUUAACCGUAGCUAUCUACCCUACAUCCGCGGACCGUUCCACGUGUGGCACGAGCUUCGGAAGCCGGGUCCGGGCGGUGCUCGAAACUUUAUAACCGGUACGGGUGGAUUUCUACAGGCCGUACUGUUCGGGUACGCCGGACUGCGGGUGUAUCUGGACCGGCUGGAGCUUUCCUCGGUCACCGGCAGCGAAGUAACGGCGAAGGGAGUGCAGUAUCUUGGGGCACUUAUCGUGGUAACGCAAACGGUUGACAAAGCGGAAAUCGUUGUGACUCACCUGGAGCACGAGCUGACGAUAGAGAUAGGGCAUCGGAAUGCUGCUGUUGCUGUCGUCCCGUACCAAGUCUAUUCACUGCCCAAAGGUGUGAAGGCGAUAAUACGGGCCAGGUCCUAUCCGUACGGGGAAUGUGCUUUACCGGAGGAUGUUAUUGGACAUUCAGCAUAGGUGCCAUCGUGAAGUUAGCUUGUAUUGCUUCCAAAACCUUCAGAACUCCAAAUAAAUUGCUAACAAGUGAUUGCAAGAUGUAAACAA
Molecule: messenger RNA, 4167 nt
Organism: Anopheles stephensi (Asian malaria mosquito)
Lineage: Eukaryota; Metazoa; Arthropoda; Insecta; Diptera; Culicidae
Product: protein-glucosylgalactosylhydroxylysine glucosidase-like
Exons: 9
Coding region: 1705-4080 (791 amino acids)
Biological process (GO): carbohydrate metabolic process
Molecular function (GO): catalytic activity
Source: RefSeq, a predicted model, not a curated record